Molecule: messenger RNA, 2505 nt
Organism: Juglans microcarpa x Juglans regia
Lineage: Eukaryota; Viridiplantae; Streptophyta; Magnoliopsida; Fagales; Juglandaceae
Product: pentatricopeptide repeat-containing protein At4g02750-like
Exons: 1
Coding region: 170-2389 (739 amino acids)
Biological process (GO): RNA modification
Molecular function (GO): RNA binding; protein binding
Source: RefSeq, a predicted model, not a curated record
UAUGCAAAAGAAACAUUAUAAACCCGAACAAGUAGGAAGAGAGCUAAUCGUACAUUGUAGGCCUUUAGCAUCUAGCGUCUACCAAAUUCAACUAGCAAACAUUGGUUUUGCAUGAGGCCGAAUUUUUCUGCGACUACCCAAGGGUUGUAUAUUAAAACCGCGAGGAUCUAUGAGGCUCAGAUUGAUAGGUGAAAAAGAAAGCCUUGUGUUUAAGCAGAAUCUGAAGAUUACCCGAUUCGGGAAAUCGGGCCGGAUUGAAGAAGCCAUUAAAGUUUUCUCACAGAUGCCACUAAAGAAUGUUGUUAGCUACAACUCCAUGAUAUCUGCUUAUUGCAAGAAUGGCAGAACGAGUGACGCACGCCGAUUGUUCGAUGAAAUGUCUCAUAGAAACUUGAUUUCAUGGAACUCUAUGAUAGCCGGUUAUUUGCAUAGUGGUAAUGUUGAAGAAGCCUCUGAGCUAUUUGAUAAAAUGCCUAAAAGAGACCUCUUUUCCUGGUCUUUAAUGAUAACUUGCCAUACACGUAAUAAGGAGCUUGAAAAGGCCAGAAAAUUGUUUGAUUUGCUUCCUGAUAAGCGAGACACAGUUUGUUGGAAUGCUAUGAUUGCUGGUUACGCGAAGAACAGGCAGUUUGAUGACGCCAAGAAAUUGCUUGAUGAAAUGCCAGUCAGAAAUUUAGUUUCAUGGAAUUCAAUGCUAGCUGGCUAUACCCAGAAUGCAGAGAUGCAUUUGGCGUUGCGGUUUUUUGAGGAAAUGGAUGAGAAGAAUGUGGUUUCAUGGAAUUUGAUUUUGGAUGGGUUUGUUCAGGUGGGUGAUUUGAACUCUGCUUGGCAGUUGUUUGAAAAGAUUCCAGACCCAAAUAUGGUUUCAUGGGUUACAAUGCUCUGUGGGUUUGCACGAAAUGGUAAGCUUGUUGAGGCUAGGAGACUUUUUGAUCAGAUGCCAUGUAGAAAUGUCGUCUCUUGGAAUGCAAUGAUUGCAGCAUAUGUUCAAAACUGCCAAAUUGAUGAGGCUACUAAGCUAUUUAAGGUAAUGCCAGAGAGGGAUUCUGUGUCAUGGACUACAAUGGUUAAUGGGUUUGUUCGUGUUGGUAAGAUUGGUGAAGCAAGGGAAUAUCUUGACCGAAUGCCUUACAAAAACAUAGCAGCCCAAACCGCAAUGAUCUCUGGAUAUGUACAAAAUAGAAUGAUAGCUGAAGCUAGUCAAAUAUUCAGUCAGAUUGACACCUGUGAUACUGUUUGCUGGAACACGAUGAUUAAAGGCUAUGUUCAGUGUGGGAGAAUGGAUGAUGCUGUGUGUAUUUUUAGAAAAAUGGAUAAUAAGGACAUGGUUUCAUGGAACAUUAUGAUUGUUGGUUAUGCUCAAGUUGGACAAAUGGAUGAAGCGUUUAACAUAUUCAAGGAGAUGGGUGAAAGGAAUAUUGUUUCUUGGAAUUCUCUGAUUACAGGUUUCACCCAAAAUGGGUUAUAUUUGGAUGCACUAAAGAGUUACAUGUUGAUGGAGAAGGAAGGAAUAAGAUCGGAUCAAUCAACUUUUGCAUGUGGACUAAGUGCAUGUGCCAAUCUUGCAGCUUUGCAAGUUGGGAAGCAACUUCACAAUAUGAUUGUAAAAAAUGGUUUUGUGAAUGAUUUAUUUGUCAGUAAUGCUCUGAUCACCAUGUAUGCUAAAAGCGGAAGGAUCUUUGCUGCUGAGAUUUUCUUCAGAGAUAUGAAUUUUGUUGACAUUGUUUCUUGGAAUUCCUUGAUAGCUGGGUUUGCUUUGAAUGGGUAUGGCCAAAAGGCUGUCAAGCUGUUUCAAGAGAUGCUGGUUAAUGGACCAGUUCCUGACCAAGCCACCUUUGUUGGAGUGUUGUCUGCGUGUAGUCAUGCUGGCCUCAUCGAUUGUGGUUUGGAAUUGUUCAAAAGCAUGACUGAAGUAUACGGUGUUGAACCUUUAUCUGAGCACUACGCAUGUGUGGUAGACUUGCUUGGCCGAGCAGGAAGACUAGAAGAGGCCUUUAACUUGGUGAGAGGAAUGAAGAUCAAUGCCAAUUCUGGAAUAUGGGGUUCACUCCUAGGAGCUUCCCGGGUACUCCAUAAUCUAGAACUUGGUAGACUUGCUGCUGAGAAGCUCUUAGAACUUGAACCUUAUAAAACUUCAAAUUAUGUGCUCUUGUCACAUAUGCAUGCUGAGGCUGGUCGUUGGGAGGAGGUUGAGAGAGUCAGGCUAUCAAUGAAAAAGAGUAGAGCAGAGAAGCAUACAGGCUGCAGCUGGAUAGAAAUCAGAAAUCAAAUACUUGCUUUUGUAACGGAUAAUCAAGUGCAGCCUAGGACAGCAGAGAUAUGUAAUACAUUAAAGGGUUUAACAGCAGUUAUGAGAAACCCAGGUGCCUUAUCUGAUUUCAGAUAUUGACUCGACAUUUUUGGUUGAAAUGACUGUAGCAUCGACUGACACAUUUUUCCAACAUGAGUAUUAGAGCAAUGAUGGCAUCCUGUACAUUAUGGGAUAUAUGCAAUCUUUUUCUUGUA